AUAACAUUUCCAAACCAUGCAGUGACUUUAGUUUGUCUCCGUUAGAGGAAUUAGUUAAAUAUUUAAUUUGAAUGUGAUUAGAACUGAAAACGAAUUGAGUGAAAAUGAACUGCUGUCUAUUUGCCACAAUAUUUUUAAUAUUGACCAGCAUUGCCUACGUUUGUAUGGCUGGCGAAUUUACAGGUUAUUUUAAAGAUCCAGAUCAUCCGGGAAAGUGCUUCUUUGGUGGUCUAGUUCUUGAGCCGGGCAAGGAGGGUCAGAUUCCCGGUAAAUGCAAACGUUUCUUAUGUAACCGUGCCGAUGGUCUUGGAGUCGUACAGGGUUGUGGAACCCAGGGUGUAAAGGCACCCUGUACACUGGGAGAUCAUGUCAAUGCGAAUGCACCCUAUCCAGAUUGUUGCAAACGAAAGGUUAUUUGUCCUUAAGUGUAAUGUCAAUGAGAAAAUUAAUUUAACCAAGAAUAAAAUUCGUACCAGAUUGCCAAAAAAACA
Molecule: messenger RNA, 491 nt
Organism: Musca domestica (house fly)
Lineage: Eukaryota; Metazoa; Arthropoda; Insecta; Diptera; Muscidae
Exons: 3
Coding region: 105-425 (106 amino acids)
Source: RefSeq, a predicted model, not a curated record